ACAGCGUAAACCGUGUCGAUGAUGAGUCUUGACGGACAACAUCCAAGAUAGAACCAUCACUCGCCAGUCCUAAUCAGUCACUCAUCUCAAGAUCAUUCCGGUUCAGUCGACCGUUUAGCAAACCAAGGCGCCAGCUAUUUUUCCCGUCAGUGCCUCUUUGACCUAAGGUCUUAGCCUAAGUCUCGGCCAGCAAAGGUCAAUACAAGACAAGCCAUGUCUCAAAUUACCGUCAACCCUAGCCAGGUCUCUAGAAACCAAAGCCAACAAGGAUCGGAGAUGCUGAGGUCUUAUCUCGUCACCAUGCCCAGCACGACGACGGAAAGACUCGUCCAAGGCAAGAUAAUGUCCGAUAAAGAGAUCGAGGACAGCGUGAAGCAGAGGGAAUCUCAACUAGACGCAUUGGUGAGGAAAGCUAUGGGAGGAUCAUCUCAAAGAAUCUAGACGAGCAGACAUUAAUUCGGAUGCGCAUUGCUGUGAGAUGUAGAAAUACACCAGAAAGCAAGAGAAAGGAAA
This is a messenger RNA of Annulohypoxylon truncatum, 513 nucleotides long. RefSeq lists its product as uncharacterized. The coding region runs from base 214 to 441 and encodes 75 amino acids. NCBI's taxonomy places the organism in Eukaryota, Fungi, Ascomycota, Sordariomycetes, Xylariales, Hypoxylaceae. The transcript is spliced from 2 exons. The record is from RefSeq and is a predicted model, not a curated record.